GCUGAGCCGUGCCGAGCCGUGCCGUGCCGGGCUGAGCCGUGCCGUGCCGGUCCGAGGCGGGGGCAGCGCCGGCUGUGCCCAGCCGAGAAGAAGCGAGCCGAGCCGUGCCGUGGCGUGCCGUGCCGGGCUGAGCCGUGCCGUGCCGGUCCGAGGCGGGGGCAGCGCCGGCUGUGCCCAGCCGAGAAGAAGCGAGCCGUACCGUGCCGUGCCGGUCCGAGGCGGGGGCAGCGCCGGCUGUGCCCAGCCGAGAAGAAGCGAGCCGUGCCGAGCCGUGCCGUGCCGUGCCGUGCCGGUCCGAGGCGGGGGCAGCGCGUCCUGCGGGCACAGGGCCCAGCCGGGUCGAGCCGAGCCGGAGCAGGUGCCCCAUGAUGUGUGAGGCAGGGCUGGUGGCCCCGGAGCCCUCUGGCCCCACGCAGUUCUAUGGGGAGGCAGCCGACACCUACUACCAGGUGGAGCGUUGGCAGAGGCUGCGCACGGCCGUCAGGAAGCUGGAGUUCUGGGAGAGCUUCAACGCUGAGCUCAUAGGCAGUGGCUUCUUCUCCAAGGUCUACAAGGUGACCCAGGCUGCUGCUUGUAAAGUGAUGGUGGUGAAGAUCUACAAGAACGACGUGGACCAAGAGGUGAUAGUGCGUGAGAUCAGCCUGCUGCAGAAGCUGUCUCACCCCAACAUCGUCAGGUACCUUGGGAUAUGUGUGAAAGAUGACAAGCUGUACCCCAUUCUGGAGUAUGUGAAUGGGGGGUGCCUGGAGGAGCUCCUGGCCAGCAAAGACAUUGCUUUGACAUGGAAGGAAAAAGUGGACUUAGCUUCUGACAUCACCAGAGGCAUGAUCUACCUGCACUCCAAGAACAUCUACCACCGAGACCUCAACUCCAAGAACUGCCUGAUCCGCGUGACGCCGCGGGGCCGCGAGGCGCUGGUCACCGACUUCGGGCUGGCCAGGGAGGUGGUGGAGCUGCCCGUGAAGGACGUGGAGAGGAAGCUGUCCCUGGUGGGUUCUGCCUUCUGGAUGGCUCCCGAGAUGCUGCGGGGAGAGCCCUAUGACAGGAAGGUGGAUGUGUUUUCCUUUGGCAUUGUCCUCUGUGAAAUCUUGGGCAGGAUCCCAGCUGACCCUGAAGUGCUUCCCAGGACUCAGGAUUAUGGCUUGGAUGUUGCAGCCUUCCAAGGGAUGAUCAGUGAAUGUCCCAGGAGGGUGCUGGACCUUGCUGCCACCUGCUGUCGGGUGGAAGCAUUUAAGAGACCAUCUUUCUCUGAAAUCCUGGAUGAGCUGGAGGAUGUUGCAGAGAGCCUGGAGCCCAGGAGGGACAAUCAGCUCUCAGGCUGAGCUGCCUGCCUCCUGUGAGGCCUGGCACAGUCACCCAAAUUGUCAAUUAACUGUUGAGGGGGGUCAGGAGUGAAGAAGGAAGGUGAGGAGGUGAGGAGUGAAGUGAUGCACUGGUGUUUGUUUAAUCAGAGUCUUAGACUGGAAAACAUAAUGACAAAUGGAGAAGGGACUUGCCAGGGGUGUGUUUUUCCUAGCUGUGUUUGUUAACAGAUGUAAUUAGGACACCAAGCAGCCUUGGUCUGUUUGCUUGUUAAAAGCAAAUGAUCCUGGAGGGACCCCAAUGCCCUUGAGGAUGCUUUCCAAGUCCUCCAACAGAAAUGUCAUCCUCUCCUGCUUCCCCCUGCCCCCUGGGCCCAGGGCCUUCCCCUUCUCCAUCCCCAUGGCCUUGGAGAUGGGGGGCUGGGGUCUGUGUGGUGUGAAGGGGAGAGGCUUUGGGAUGCUUGCUGAGCCUUCAAGUUGCCUUAUGUUUCAAAGCCUUAAAGCACUCAUGGGGCAGCCUCACAGGGCUGGAGGGCUCUGGGGUGCACCCAGGCCUGGAGGCAGCAGCCUUGGGGAGUCAGCAAAGGGGAGGGUGUGCCUUAGCAAGAGAUGAACUAACUCACUAAUGUCUCCUCUCAGAAGAGCUGUGUCAGACACAUGGCCCAACAUCAGGCAGUCUGGAUUUCUCUGGAGCUGUCUCCUCCCUUUCCCACUGCAAACAUGGCAAUGUGCACACUGCCAACAGCUGUGAGACUGAACCAGGGAGAGGUGGGUCCAGCAUCAUCCAGUACCCACAGCCUCUUUGGCAAUGUGGGACACCCUCAUGGGCUCCAGGGCUCAGCCAGGAAAGGAUUUGCUUUGUUUUGGUACUGUGUCUUCUGGAGGCCAGAGGAGGCUGCUGGGGCUGUGGAUCCAAAGCAGAGGUGCAAAGAAUAAUGGCUAGAAAUGGUCUGGUCCUUGCAAAUUAAGAGGUGAGCAGUUGAGUCCCUGCCCCUAGACUGCUGGGCCAGUGCUCUGGAAGACACAUUCUGCUGGGACCAAAAUGUUUGUGUGUGUAUAUAUAGGUGUAAUUUCUGUAUAGUGGUGGAGCUGUGGCAGAGCCACAGUCUUCACAGUUCAGUUCUUGUAGACUGUAAGCUCUUGCAGCAAGGAUCAUUCAUCUCUUCACCAAAAAGCAUUUGUACAGUGUUUAGCCCAAUGGGCCUUCAACCUACAGCUUGAAGGCUGUUCUCCCAUAUAGUGGUAAACCUACCCAGGGGCCUCCUCCCAAGCUCUUGGAGCUGGAUUUGGGGUCAGAUGUAGCCCCAGAUUCACUCCUCAGGGGAGCAUAAGGGAGUGUCAGCAAUGUGCUGGGCCAGAGAGGGAGUGAAGGAGCAUGAUGCACUUUCAACAGAGAUCAUAAGGAGCUGGGAGGUGGCAUGAAACACUCUGAAUGGCACCAGGAUCACCAGCUCAGCCACAGCUCCAGAGGCAUCUGCAGCUCCUCAUUCCCCAGAGGUGCUGUUGUGCUUUUGCCACAUACUGGCUUGUUUGCACAAGAAACCUCCUCCCAGCAAAUACCUUCAUUCCAGCUGGCUACUGAAAAGAAGGGAAGCUUUUCAACUUUGAAGGAGUGAGAGUUACUGCUUUUUGACUUGCACCAGUUUGAGGACGUUAGAGCAGUGGAGUGAAAUGGACUGCAACAGCACUGGUGUGGGGGGGUGUGUGUGUGUUCAGCAUCAGGCAGCCACCCCCAGCAUCACAGCAAUGUGGUGGGCAAAAAUCACAGGGUGUAUAUUUGGCAACUAGGAGACAGAGCUGAAGAGUUAACUGCAACCUGCCAAGGCUUCCCAGGCUCCCUGGACUCUUCUCCCAUAGAGGAAUAGCCUUGAGAAUGAAGAAUCCAACAGUAUGUCCUAACACCCAAAGCAUGAAGGAUGCAAAGCCUUUUCCAAAGGUCACCCUGGACGAAGGAUGCCACUGUGGCUCAGUCCCCAGCUACAUGUGUGGCUUUCACAAAGCCUUUCCCUGACCUUCCCCGUGCUGCCAGGCCUGCCAAGCUGGAGUUUGUUCCUUCCCUGCCUCCCCUGCACAAGAGGAGACUAAAUGAAGACCCCUCAGGAUACAGAUCCCUCCCACUGCCUGUUACAGGGUGAAGGUGUCUUGUUCCUGCUGGCCACCCACUUCCCAAGACCAGCAAGGUUUAGUGCUGGAGGUGCCCUGGGCUGAUCCUCCCUCCAGCUGUACAUCUGACUGACCAACAACUGUGGGACCAGGACCCAGCAGAGAAGGCCUGUGGAGUUGUACUUUGAUGGUGCUGUGGUGUGAAGGGAGAUCUUUUGAUGUUAUUUGUCUGCUUCAGGAUGAGAAGCCUGCUCAAGGAUUAAACAGACCUGGGGGCAGGGGAUAUUUUCUGCAGAGGAUCAUGUCAGCACAGUCUGAGCUGCAAUGGAUCAGAACUAUGUUUCUUCUGGGCUUGUGUGUCCCCAUGGACAGGCCACAUGCUGGGCCAAAGAGUGCCAGGUCCUUGCAAAAGGACCUUUGGUGGCUGCUGCAGGGGCAGGGGGGACCCAGCCUGUCUGCAGGCACUACCUGGACUAGAGAAGCUGAUUUGGGGGUGCUGGGGAGGUGGUCUGGGGAUUUGUCUGGUACAUCUUGUGGCUCAAGAGUUUCUCUUUGCUGGUAAGAGUUGGGAGGGAGAGGUGAGCACGGGAAACCUGUGGAGAUGCCCUCCAGGUACAAGCCCCUGUGCUGGGAGCUGCUCAGAUCUGACACAAAGCCCAGCUGAGUGGUUGGAUUUCAUGUCUCACAGCCCUGGCACUGAACUGAAGCAGCAGUGAUGGUGGGGGGAGCAUCUGGGCAGUGUGGCAGCUUUGCCUUUGCUGGACUUUGGCUGGGAGCUGCCUCCUCUCUCCUCUCUGUGGCCACUCACUCUACAGGUGGCGGUGGCACAGCCCUGGCCAUGCUGCCCCCUGGGCCAUGCAUCCCCCCAUCCUCCAUUGUGGCUUUGUUUGUUUUGUUUGUUUUUAUAAAUGCCAUUUGGAAAUAA
Messenger RNA from Colius striatus (speckled mousebird), 4329 nucleotides. RefSeq names its product dual specificity testis-specific protein kinase 2-like. The transcript is spliced from 9 exons. Gene Ontology annotation, cellular component: nucleus; cytoplasm. NCBI's taxonomy places the organism in Eukaryota, Metazoa, Chordata, Aves, Coliiformes, Coliidae. Bases 366 to 1322 code for a protein of 318 amino acids. Gene Ontology annotation, molecular function: protein serine/threonine kinase activity; ATP binding. Gene Ontology annotation, biological process: actin cytoskeleton organization; protein phosphorylation. The record is from RefSeq and is a predicted model, not a curated record.